AGACGAAGCCCGAAAAGCGAAACCCCAAAACCCUUCUUCUCCUGCCUCCGGUGCUUUAUCUUCUGUGAUAACUCCUCUGGCUGCUAUGCCGCGCGCUUAAUGCCCUCCCUGUUUCCAACUACGGCAACCUCCAAGUUCCGACAUCCACUGCAGUAACACCGCCUACGGGUUUGGACAUCGAAACGUGUCGGCUUGAAUGGCGCUCCAGAUGCGUAGACUCUUCCUCACUAGCUCAUUGCCUAAUCACUCUCGGCUUACCUCAACCAUGCUUCAAUACAAGUUGGGGCAGAAUUUUCCGCCGAUAUGCCUGCAAAAUUCAGUUUUCUUCAACAGUAUAAAUUAUGGGAUGCAUGCCCACCGUACAAGAGUGAGAUUAAUGUACAGUAGCAUAUCAAAAUACAAAGAAGCUGCUACUACUUUUAAGCUUCUUCAUUCAAAUAAAGAGAGCUCCAUUUUUUCAAGGAUCGGAAACAGUCUCUCUUGUCAAACUCGACAAGCUGACAAUUGUUCUAGAUUUAGAUACUUUUCUGGGGAACUUCUUAUUAAUAGAUUAUUUUCAUCUAAUAUAAAAAGGAAAAUUCAGAAUAAGACAAGGUCAAACAGUGUUGGCAAAACACAAGUGUCUGGAAUUGAAAGUAAAGGGAAUCAAGAUCCUUCAGCCAAGGUGUCUCGAGGAGCAAGGAAGCAAAAAAAAACCACUGCUACCAGUGACAAUGUUGAUGGAAAAACACAUGCUACAGUAUCAAAGUCAUCUAAAAAGGCACCUGUUAUUACCACCAAAAUCACAAGUAAAACAUCCAAUGUUGGUGAGAGCAAAAAGGAGUCUGUUAAAGUUGUCAAGAAAAAGACUAAACAAGCAAACACCAAAACUCCCGUCAAGGAUUCUAAAGUUGUCAAGAAAAAGACUAAACAAGCAAGCACCAAAACUCCUGUCAAGGAUUCUAAAGUUGUCAAGAAAAAGACUAAACAAGCAAGCACCAAAACUCCCGUCAAGGAUUCUAAAGUUGUCAAGAAAAAAACUAAACAAGCAGUGACCAAAACUCCCGUCAAGGAUUCUAAGGCUCCUGAGACUAAAAAACAGGACAGUAGUAAAAAGAAGCCUGGACAGUCUACAAUAAUGUCUGUGAAUGGUUUGAAUGCCGCUGGAAGAGUGCUUAGUACAGUGGGUGGAUCUCAUGAAACCAAUUCUACUUAUCAGAAAUCUUCAAAUAAAGCAAAGCGUCAAAAAAUUUUCACACCUCUUUAUCCACCUUCAGGAAAAUCAGUUGUGGUUGUUGAGUCUGCCACUAAGGCAAAAGUAAUCCAAAAGUAUCUUGGGGAGUCAUACGAAGUGUUGCCUAGUUACGGCCAUGUGAGAGAUUUAGCUGCCAGAUCCAGAUCAGUAAGGCCUGAUGAUGAUUUCAGCAUGGUCUGGGAGGUACCUGCUGCUGCAUGGACUCAUCUUAAGAGUAUUAAAGUAGCACUAAAUGGAGCUGAAAACCUGAUACUUGCAUCUGAUCCUGAUCGUGAAGGAGAGGCAAUUGCUUGGCAUAUAAAUGAGAUGUUACAGCAGCAAGAUGCCUUGAAUGAAGAUAUCACUGUCGCAAGGGUUGUUUUCCAUGAAAUAACAGAAUCUGCUAUCAAGAAAUCAUUACAGACCCCAAGAGAGAUUGACAUGAAUUUGGUCAAUGCAUAUCUUGCACGAAGAGCUCUGGAUUAUUUGAUUGGUUUUAACAUAUCACCCUUGCUAUGGAGAAAGCUACCUGGUUGCCAGUCAGCUGGACGAGUCCAGUCUGCUGCUUUAGCUCUGAUAUGUGAUAGGGAAACAGAAAUAGAUCAAUUUAAUAAACAGGAAUAUUGGACAAUUGAUGGUGAAUUUCAAGAUGCAGAGUCAGAUUCUGCAAAUAGGAAUACAUCUUUCCUUGCGCAUCUAACCCAUUUAAAAUCCAAAAAGUUGGAUAAACUUUCUAUAGGUUCUCACGAAGAGGCAGAGGGUAUUGAAAAACAAGUUUCGCUCUCCAAGUUCAAAGUCAAAAAUAUAAAAACAGGCAAAGCUCAGAGGAACCCUCCAAUGCCUUAUAUAACAUCUACUCUACAACAGGAUGCAGCAAACAAGUUAAACUUUCCCGCUGCAUAUACAAUGAAGUUGGCUCAGAAACUGUAUGAGGGAAUCAAGCUUUCAGAUGACGAAGCAACCGGAUUGAUUACAUAUAUGCGAACUGAUGGAUUGAAUGUUUCUAAUGAAGCUGCCGAGGAUAUUCUCUCCUUGGUCAAAGAAAGGUACGGCAUAGAAUAUGCUUCAAAAAGCAUACGCAAGUACUUCCGAAAGGUUAAGAAUGCCCAAGAAGCCCAUGAAGCUAUUAGGCCUACCAGCAUUCGGAGGUUACCAUCAUCUUUAGUUGGGAUCCUUGAUGAUGAUUCUCUAAAGUUAUAUACUCUUAUCUGGAGUCAGUCAAUGGCAUGCCAAAUGGAAGCUGCCAGUAUCGAAACGAUUCAAGUUGAUAUUGCUAACACUGAAGGAGGCAUGUUACUUCGGUCAACUGCUUCACAAGUUGCAUUCCUUGGAUACCAAGCUGUAUAUGAGGACAAAGAGGUGCAGCUUCCUGAAAAAUAUGAGAAAGAAGAGGAUGCUAAUGUUGCAGCUUUUCAUGCUCUUCAUAAAUUGAAGGUGGAUGAUUUUUUAAAUUUGCAUAAAGUGCACUCUCAUCAGCAUCACACAAAACCACCACCACGCUAUUCUGAAGGAUCAUUGGUGAAAAAACUAGAAGAACUUGGAAUUGGAAGACCAUCAACUUACGCAUCUACAAUGAAAGUGUUGAAGGAUAGAAACUAUAUAUCAAUGCAAAAUCGAGCUCUUCUCCCUGAAUUUCGUGGGCGCAUGGUGUCAGCAUUUCUUUCCCAUCAUUUUUCAGAGGUUGCUGAUUACAGUUUUACAGCUGACAUGGAGAAUGAGUUAGACAAUGUGUCUACUGGAACCACCGAAUGGAAGGGCCUUUUGAAGGAUUAUUGGUUACGAUUUAGCAAAUACUGUGACCAAGCAAGCAAUUGUAAUUUCCUUGAGUUGGAAAACAUGUUGGAGAAAAAAUUUGACAACCUAUUAUUUGCUUCAUUGAGUAGCAGGAAAUGUCCUAGUUGUUCUGUGGGGACAUUGAAGUUUAAAAUCAGUAAAUUCGGUGCUGGCUUUUUCAUUGGGUGUGAUCAACAUCCAAAAUGCAAGUAUAUUGCAAGCUCACUAUAUAGCAAUGAUGACGACGACGACAUUGACGAAGCUGAGAAGAUAGACGUGUCUUUUAUCCCAAAGGUUCUGGGAUGCUCUCCUGGUUCUACUGAAAAGAUUUAUUUAAAGAAGGGACCUUAUGGAUUUUAUGUGCAAUUGGGAGAAGAUAGAAAAGGUUUCUCACCAAGAAGAGCUUCUCUUUCUGAGAUGACCAAAGAUUUUGCGUCUUUUACAUUGGAAGAUGCUAUUGAGCUGUUCCAGUACCCAAAAACUUUGGGAAAGCAUCCAACGGAUGAAUACCCUGUUGUGUUGGCUCAUUCAAAGCAUGGGUUCUUAAUCAAACAUCGCAAAACUGUUGUCACCUUACCAAAGAGUUUCACCCCCAAGACCAUUACGUUGGAAGCCAGUUUGAAGCUUUUGUCGAGCAAGAAAGCAAAGAUGAGUGGUCGGCGUAAAGGUAGCAGCACUAAGAAAUCCAAUGGAGAUGGCUCCUGGUAAUGAAUGGAAGCAUAGAACUUUAAACUCUUGUCCAAACACACCAUGCGAGCUCAUGAAGACAACACAACUCGAUCAACUUUGUUUGCCGAGAAGCUUUGCCAUUUCAUUUUCCAUGGAGGCGGCGGCGCAUGUAGUCUUCCAGUAGUUUGAGACCGAGUGAUGCACAUUAACAUUUUUGAAUUGUUAUUGCAACUCUGGCUCUCAUGAGUUCUGUUAUUUAAGCUGCAAUUCUUGUUGUGCAGCAAAGAGAUAUAGAGGAGAGUUGCUAAAUAGCCAUCUUCGAAAUCUUAUGAAACUAGUUGAGUCAGUUCCACUUGUCAUAUUCGUUAACAUUUUUUGUUUCCGUACUGUUCAAUUUAAUGCAAGAGCUUGUUGUUGUUGUU
Molecule: messenger RNA, 4077 nt
Organism: Zingiber officinale
Lineage: Eukaryota; Viridiplantae; Streptophyta; Magnoliopsida; Zingiberales; Zingiberaceae
Product: DNA topoisomerase 1-like
Exons: 22
Coding region: 197-3694 (1165 amino acids)
Biological process (GO): DNA topological change
Cellular component (GO): chromosome
Molecular function (GO): DNA binding; DNA topoisomerase type I (single strand cut, ATP-independent) activity
Source: RefSeq, a predicted model, not a curated record